AGAGGUGAAGAGGCCACAAAAGGAGGAAAUUCUUUGCUUUCGUACAACAGCUACAGCGUCUGUUUACCAGGAUGGACAGCCAGGAGGUGGGAGGUUUACUGGACGAGUGCUUCAGAGCUGCUCAGCAGUCCCCCCGGCCGACUGAGGCACAGAGGCUAAACUACUGCAGCUGCAGAGACUCGCUGUGUGCUGAAUUAGCCUCCCUGCUUCAGGAAGCCGUGGACAUGAAAUGGCCUUUUGUCCCUGAGAAGUGGCAGUAUAAGCAGUCUGUCAGUGCCACUGACAAAACCAACCUGAGUGACCUUAUCAGCAAACACCUGUCUCAACUACUGGCUGUCCUGAAGGCCUCCAUCGGGGCUCAGGAGGCACGCACUGCACUGGCAGUUGUCUUUUUAGUGGACCGUUACCUCUACUGGACUGAUCAGUCAAACCGCCUUCUAAAGAUUGCCAAGCUGCUCCACAGACGCUACCCUGACACCCCCAUAGCCCCCCAGCUGGUCAUACGGCAGGCCAGGGUCUAUUUUAACUCUGGAAAACUGCAGAAGGCAGAGUACAUCCUGAGCAGCCUGAUUAACAACAGUGGGACCACAGGUUGUUGGAUAUACCACUCUAAAAGCGACCGUGCUCUUGUCCAGGCUGUUAGUGUUCAGGUUCGUGGAAUGAUUUUGCAAAAGCUGGGCCUGUGGUUGGAGGCUGCAGAGCUCAUCUGGGCUUCUUUGGUUGGAUACUAUUCACUUCCUCAACCUGACAAAAAGGGGACUCGACUCAACUCAUUGCCAGCUGCUUGCAUCCUGGUUAUAUUCCUGUACAAAGGCAAGGUUGCAGAGCACCUACGUUAUUUUGCAGUUAAACCACCAUCCUGCAGCAACUACACCGCUUUGUGGAGGAAUUUCUGUUUCAAAUCUGUGAAGUUCUGGCUGGACACUCAAUGUUUAGCAGUUAAUACAACACAAGGUGCCUGCUUGUUAUCCUACAGUUUCUCAAUGGAGUGUCCAGCCUCUCAAAGGCAGUCAUUCCUCCAGCAGGCUCAAGAAGCAUUUGCAAUCGGCCUUCUCACCAAAGCAGAGGGUGAUAUGGUAACCAGCAAGCAGGAUCUUCAUACCUUCAUCAAAGCUGCCUAUUCCCUCGCUGUCACUCACAAGUGGCUUGGAACUCCUUUGGGGGUUGUGGCACAGGCAGUUCAAGCUUGUCAAAAUGGUUUAGCUAAUUUUUACAGCUACUGCCAUGCUAAUACCCAAGAGAAAGACAGCCUCUGCACUGAGAUCGUGCAUCUGGUCGCCCAAGUCAAGCUGCUGCUGCGAGUGGAGCCUUUCCUGAAUUCAGACAAGGGGUCUUUUAUCCCUGAUAGCUACAGAAAUGUCAACAAUGCUUCUGUAAAUUUUACUCUGACAGGCUUCUCUAAGAUAAUGAAGAGAUUUCAAAAGUAUCAUGUGUCACUGUGCGAGACCACCAACACACACUGUAGGCAAACUAACGAUGAGAUAGAUGGAGUAAGGCUCUGCAUAACAGCGCUGGGGACAACCAUUGGUACACUCAACACAGAUUGUACCACUGAGGCCUGCAAAGGGUUAAAAGAUGUACCCAAAGAAGAAGAGCCCAGAAGCAGUGCUACUGGACAUAAAGAGAGAGUGAGAAAUCAGAGCUGUCCAACCACAGAAGUUGAUGAUGACAGGUCAGACCACACGUUACAAUCUCCUGAGAAAAACAAGAAGCAAAACUUACAAGGUUGUAACUUUGGUAUCAGUUCCCAUACAGAUUCAAAGUCUGCAGUACCUCUCUCUCCCUCCUCCAACAUAAGUAGUGAUUCAGAAAAGUUUGGGGUGAUACAAGCUGGCAUAGAGACACUGGCCACUGAAGAGGACUGGAUGGCUGAUGUUCUUGGUGAGGCACAGAAGGUAGCAUUAGCUGAAGGAGCAGUGCAGUCCUUAUCCGAGCUAUUUAUAACAUCCUCUAACUCUCUUGGGAACAGUUUUGGUUCCCAGUCAUCAUGGGAGAAACUUUCAGCUGAUCUGAACUCUUCCACAUAUAGAAAACAACAGCCAAGUAGUAUUUCCAAAGCAGGAACUUGCUAAAACAGCAAGUCACCAGAUUCAGAUGGGAGCUUUUUCAUUUUGGAAACACUCGAUUCUGAAACCAGCGAUUCUCCUUCUGGUCACAUGUCCAAAAACCAAAAUGUACGUGCUUUGUCCAGUCCACAACCUUUCAAGAGCAUUAAUGUUUACCAAAACAUGGUAACUGAAGUUGACUCUGUACAGCCUGCAACCGACAACACUUUUGCAAUCCCAAAUAAUCCAUCACAGGCUAUCCCAGAACAGUGUCCUGUCACUGAAACUUCCACAACGAGUUCAUUUGAGAUGCUGGAGGUGAAUCAAUGUGAGCACCAACAAAAUACAGUGCAGAAUGUGCCUCAGAAGAAGAACUCCAUGUGCUACAGCUGCCAAGACCAGAACGCUGUAGCUGAUGCAGUCCCAGUGAAGCAGUUUUUGUUGUCACAGCAGGAUUACCAAGCCUUUCUGGCUGGAGUUUGCCAUGGAUGUCUGCUGAAGAGGUUGUACAGUGAUAAAAUCAAAUUCAAACUCAAGAACCUCAGAAGUGCCCACAGUGCUCUUCAUUUAAAGUUCUCCAAGGCCACUGGACUGUGGACAGCCACGGAAACAUGCGUUUACAUUGGAGAGCCGAUGGGGAUGGAGGGCGCGCAGAGGACAACAAUAUGGGUGCAAUUUUUACACCAGGAGGAGCGGCUAAGCCAUUAUGUGGGGAAAGAUUACAAGAACCCAAAGGAGAUCCAGUUUCACCUGAAAGAUGUGGAGAGACAGAUGACAGCCCAGUACUAUGUGACCGAGUUCAACAAGAGUCUCUACGACAAAGAUGUUUUGGCUCAGAUCUUCUUUAUUCCCUCACAAGCCCUGUUGAUUUUGAAUGGAGAUGAGAUUGUGGGCUGUGUAACUGUAGAGCCCUACAUGCUUGGAGAGUUUGUCAAAUUGACCAACAACACUAGAAAGAAAGAUGAGAGAUUCCAGGCUACAGAAUAUGGCCUUGCAUUUGGACACUUCACCUACUUGUUCUCUGGUGGUCAGGAAGUCGUCGUAGACUUACAAGGAUGGGUGACAGCCAACGGCAAAGGACUGACCUACCUGACUGAUCCACAGAUUCAUUCCAUCAAGACCCCUAAAGGUCCCUCUAACUUUGCUGACAGGGGGCUCAGGUACUUUGUGGAAGAGCAACAUGGACCAGAGUGCAAUGGGAUUUGCCAACUGCUCAGACGGCCUCCACUGGCCAUGAACUCAAAAGUUUCUCCUCAAACUUAACCUGUCAGUCACAAAAACAAAAACAAUGCAUUAAAACUUAAUUAAGGAGUUUAUUUUAUGAGCAAUAUGGCCUUGCAAGUUUUUGGAACUGAUGGGUCUAAUUUAGAUUAAAUGACAACAGAUAAUCAAAGUACUGUAUUUUUCAUACUGUUUUUUUUUUUUUAAUUGUACUGAUUAAAGUUCUGUGUACCUACCAUCCUAAUGUUCAGACACCAGGGGCUUAUAGACAUAUUUUAUGUAAACACUACUGUGCAAAUUUUGUCAGAUGGUCAAAUGUCUCACACACUUGACAGGAUCAUUUGUCUUCAAUUUUAUAAAAUAACUGUAAGUCAGCUGUGCAGUCACAAUAAAGCAUGUGACUGCAAUACAUAAUAAAAUACUUAUUUAAAAGUCUCUUUGAUAAUAUGUUUUCCUUCACUGACUGGAUUGCUGCCUAACUAGAAAGGGAGAUUCCAGUGAAUCACCUGUUAGAUGCCAUUACGAGUGUUUUUAUAGAACAUUUUAGCGAUGCUGAGUC
This is a messenger RNA of Archocentrus centrarchus (flier cichlid), 3825 nucleotides long. RefSeq names its product alpha-protein kinase 1-like. The transcript is spliced from 12 exons. Gene Ontology annotation, molecular function: ATP binding; monosaccharide binding; protein serine/threonine kinase activity. Gene Ontology annotation, biological process: protein phosphorylation; cytoplasmic pattern recognition receptor signaling pathway; innate immune response. Gene Ontology annotation, cellular component: cilium. NCBI's taxonomy places the organism in Eukaryota, Metazoa, Chordata, Actinopteri, Cichliformes, Cichlidae. The record is from RefSeq and is a predicted model, not a curated record.